This is a messenger RNA of Naegleria gruberi, 471 nucleotides long. RefSeq lists its product as uncharacterized. The coding region runs from base 1 to 471 and encodes 156 amino acids. Gene Ontology annotation, biological process: positive regulation of translational elongation. The record is from RefSeq and is a predicted model, not a curated record. Gene Ontology annotation, molecular function: translation elongation factor activity; RNA binding; ribosome binding. Lineage: Eukaryota; Heterolobosea; Eutetramitea; Acrasida; Naegleriidae. The transcript has a single exon.
AUGAAAUCUUACACUCACACCAUCGAAUCAGAUAAAAUCAAAAAGGGAAGUUAUCUUCUCAUCAAUGGAAAUCCUUGCAAAAUAUUGACUUGUUUUUUUCAAAAAACAGGAAGACACGGAACCAAAAAAGCAUAUUUAUGCGGAGUUGAUAUUUUCACUGGAGAUACAUAUGAAACAAUUCAAUUAGCAAAAACAACACAGUAUGUGCCGGUUGUGGAGAAGAAAAAUUAUAAAUUUGAAAGUUUAUAUUCGGAGGAGGAAUGGCAUUACGUGAAAGUUUCGAAUAAUGAAGGAGAAAUUGUGGAAUUUAUGGUGAAGAAUGAUAAAAUUGUGGAAAUAUUAAUGACUGGCUGUGAAUCGAAUAUGGAAUUUUAUGUAAAUACUAUUUGUGGUAUGGGAAUUGAAGAGGUGACGAGUGUGGAAACUAGACUAAUCUCACAAGAAUCUCAACAAAUUCAACCUAAUGAAUAA